GUUUGUUUUCCAUGAGUAUUAUGGGCUGGUUCCCCCAAGAGCACAGUGCUGAUCUUGUAAAGCACGGGUGUGAGAGGGUAGAACAAACCAUCCAGUCCUCGGGCUCCAGGCUGUGCUCCUAUGCUGAAAGAAUUGCCUUCUUAAUGGACCGUUCCAGACACCCGGAUAACUGCCCCCAGCCUCCGACACUGACUGACAACAUCAACCUUGGCCCUUCUGCUAAUCCAAAUGCCAAGCCAACAGACUUUGAUUUUCUGAAAGUGAUUGGCAAAGGAAGCUUUGGAAAAGUUCUCCUGGCCAAACGCAAGUCUGACGGGAUGUCUUACGCUGUGAAAGUCUUGCAGAAGAAAUCCAUCCUGAAGAAAAAGGAGCAAACUCACAUUAUGGCAGAACGCAACGUGCUCCUGAAAAACGUGAAGCAUCCUUUCCUGGUGGGCCUCCACUACUCCUUCCAGACCUCCGAGAAGCUCUACUUUGUGCUAGACUAUGUGAAUGGAGGAGAGCUCUUCUUCCACCUGCAAAGAGAGCGCUGUUUCCGUGAACCUCGUGCCCGCUUCUAUGCAGCUGAAGUAGCCAGUGCAGUAGGGUACCUGCAUUCCUUGAACAUCAUCUACAGGGACUUAAAACCUGAAAACAUCCUUCUGGAUUGCCAGGGACACAUAGUACUGACAGACUUUGGACUUUGCAAAGAAGGAAUGGAGCAAGAGGAAACGACAUCUACUUUUUGCGGCACCCCGGAGUACUUGGCCCCAGAGGUUCUAAGAAAACAACCCUAUGACAGAACAGUAGACUGGUGGUGUCUGGGAGCUGUCCUCUAUGAGAUGCUGUUUGGGUUGCCUCCCUUUUACAGCCGGGAUGUGUCUCAGAUGUAUGACAAUAUUCUACACCAGCCACUCCAGAUCCAAGGAACCAAGACCACUGCAGCUUGUGAUAUCUUACAGGGACUGCUCCACAAAGACCAGAAGAAGAGAUUGGGGGCCAAGAUGGACUUUGUAUGUGGUAAAAAUGUGUUCUUCAGCCCAAUAAACUGGGAUGACUUGUAUCACAAGAGGAUCACGCCUCCCUUCAACCCCAAUGUGUCUGGUCCUGCUGAUCUGCGACAUUUUGACCCAGAGUUCACUCAAGAAGCAGUCUCAAACUCCAUCACUCGCACACCUGACUUAGCUGCCAGCUGCUCCAGCGCUUCAGAUGCUUUUUUAGGGUUUUCUUAUGCACCAACUGAUGAGGAUUUUCAGGUUUUUAAAUGAGACUUGGAAAUCUAAUUUUAACUUUUAGAAGUGGCACCGUUCUUCGGUCAUGACUGUUAAAAAUAUUGGAUUAGCACACUAACUGAAAUGGACCUGGACUCUUUCACUGUGAUGCACAAUACUUAUUCCUUCUUCUGGAAGUGAGGAUGCCGGUUGUCCUAGUUGGAGAUUUUACUCCUACAGAAUUGAAAUUAACUCCAUGAUCUUAUUUAUGUUUAGAAGCUUGGUGCCAUAAUUCAUGCCAAAACCACAACUCAA
This is a messenger RNA of Pelodiscus sinensis (Chinese soft-shelled turtle), 1505 nucleotides long. NCBI's taxonomy places the organism in Eukaryota, Metazoa, Chordata, Testudines, Trionychidae. The record is from RefSeq and is a predicted model, not a curated record.